This is a messenger RNA of Fusarium oxysporum Fo47, 708 nucleotides long. RefSeq names its product cyanate lyase C-terminal domain-containing protein. Lineage: Eukaryota; Fungi; Ascomycota; Sordariomycetes; Hypocreales; Nectriaceae. The record is from RefSeq and is a predicted model, not a curated record. Bases 114 to 608 code for a protein of 164 amino acids. The transcript is spliced from 3 exons. Gene Ontology annotation, molecular function: DNA binding; cyanate hydratase activity.
GGAAACAUCUCCGCCAUGACUUGACCUUGACCUGAUAGCUUUCUUCGAUAUAUUGUGACCGAACCUCUCUCCUUACAACAAUCAACCAUAUCACAUUCAUCUCUACAGUCACAAUGGCCAACGAAGGACGCAUCGCCACUCUGGACUCAACCAUCGCCGAUAGGCUCCCUGUCUACUCCAAGACUCUCUUUGACGGAAAGGCCGCCAAGGACCUGAGCUUUGAGGCGAUUGCAAAGCAUCUAGGCCGUAGCGAAGUUGCAGUGGCAGCAUUGUUCUACGGACAGGCCACCGCCUCGCCUGAGGAUGUUGAGAAACUAUCAGAGAUCCUUGACCUUCCAAAGGAGACGUUGGCUGCCCAACUAACGGGCUUCCCCAACCGUGGCCAGGCUGGACCCAUGCCUCCCACCGAGCCUCUCAUCUACCGACUGUAUGAGAUUGUUCAGAACUACGGAUAUGCCUAUAAGGCUAUUCUUAAUGAGAAGUUCGGAGAUGGUAUUAUGAGUGCUAUUUGCUUCUCGACUACCGUGGAUAAGGAGGUGGAUGAGGCAGGCUCACCAUGGGUCGUUAUCACAUUGAAGGGCAAAUGGCUUCCUUUCAGUCGUUUCUAAGUAUUGUUCUUGUUUAAAAUUGGGUUGGCACGUCGCGGCAUGGCCGUGAUGCAUAUUAUGCCGCUUAGAAGAAUGACCACUCAGAUAUCAAUUGCUGUAA